AUGAAAAUAGGUGAUCAGAUUUUAGUUGAUGGAAAGUCUCCGGCAACUGUUCGUUACAUCGGACCUGUCGAUGGUCAUCCAGGUCAAUGGAUUGGAAUUGAAUGGUGGAAUCAAGAGGGUAAACACGAUGGGACAUUCAAUGGAAAAUUCUACUUUCAAACCACGCAUCCGAUGACGGGCUCUUUCAUCCGACAAGAGAGAAUUCAGUUCGGACAUUCGUUUACACAAGCGAUCUGUCGACAAUACGUGAAAUCCUAUUCGAAUGAAGAUAUUCGAACAGAUAUUAACUAUUCACUGUUUGGAAAACAGUAUUCGGAUUAUGUUAUCGAUCUUGCCUCGAUGCUUCGUAUUGACUUAUCCUCACAAUGGGUGAAUGCAUUCGAUGAUAAUGACGAUAUCUAUGCCAAUCUUCGUCAAAUCAAAGAACUGAACAUUCGUCAAAAUCUUUUGACAAACUGGUCGGAACUCUGGUCGCGAUUACAAAAUCACUUUCCGCAUUUAGAAAUCUUGAACGUUAGCAACUGCCGCAUGAUAUUCGACCAAUCACCAACGAAAGAAUAUCUUCAUAUAAAUCAAUUGGUACUAAUCGAUAUCGAUAGUGAUUGUGACAUAUUUGAAAAUAUUUGUAAAUAUUUUCCAAAUUUAACGACUAUUCAUCUGGACCUGAAUCGGCUGAGCUUCAUUUCGGAAACUUUCGUUUCACAAUUACCGAAUUUGACAACUGUGUCGUUAUCCGAUAACCCAACACUGAAGUCCUGGGAUCCGUUUAUCAAUCGUUUAGGAAAAUUGAAGCAUCUCGAAGAACUGAUUCUAAACAAUUGUGCAAUUGAUGAAAUACAAUUUCCAAAUGAGGAAUUAUUUCCUUCGUUGAAGUAUCUCUACAUGUCUGAUAAUCAUAUUUCAUCAUUUUCUUCUAUUAAUGAAUUGUCACGCUUACCUGCAUUGAUAUCAUUCAGUAUUCUGCGAAAUCCGAUCUACCCGUCGAACCCGAUCGAAUGUGAAACAGCGAAACAGAUGAUUAUCGCCCGUCUACCGUGUCUAACACAUUUUAACCGAGUUUUAAUCACGCGCGAUGAGCGACGAGGCGCAGAGAUUGAUUAUCUGCAACGUUAUGCACAAGAAUAUUUUGACCAGAAAUUAGAUUUCAUUCACGAUCAUCGACAGUAUCGAAAACUAAUCGACAAGCAUGGUGAACCAUUGAAACGAAAUACAAACGAAACAUCAAAAAAGGGCCUAUGUAUUCGUCCAAAUUUGCUUCAAGUUAUUUUCGAACUUGGCGACGAAAAUGAACGUAAAAUCGAGAAGAAGAUUCCGCCAUCGAUGACCAUUGCAAAACUGAAAACAUUCGUACGCAAAUUAUUUCCGUCGCAAUUGACCAAUGACAUACAACUCAAUCUCUUUAUCGUGAUCGAUUCCAACCAUAAAGAACUGAUGUCGAAUGAGUAUCAAGAUGUACAUUUCUACGUAGGAAGUUGUGUCACCGCUCAUGCAAGCGAUCAGGCGUCAAUUAUUCGCAUAGAAACAGUUUCAUGA
Adineta ricciae is the source of this 1533-nucleotide messenger RNA. NCBI's taxonomy places the organism in Eukaryota, Metazoa, Rotifera, Eurotatoria, Adinetida, Adinetidae. The record is from the annotation of a GenBank genome assembly.